UAAUUGAAUGUGAGUGCCUGUUUUAAAGCUUUCGUUUUUUAUCAGAUUUCUCGCGUUCUAGCGAGAAUAAUUCCUCAGUACUCAUCAUGGGGCGUCGAUCUACGUAUACCACUAAAAGUGGCAAGUUUAUGAACCCCACAGACCAAGCAAGGAAAGAGGCGAGGAAAAGAGAGCUGAAAAAGAACAAGAAACAACGGAAAAUGGUUAGAGAAGCUGUCUUGAAAACUAAAGAUCCAAAAAGAAUUUUAGAUGAGAUAGAAAAGAUUGAGUCAGUUGAACUUGAUGCUGGUGUAGAACCUCUUCCCAAUGACAAAGCUCUAAAGGACAAGAAGAAGAAACUAAGAGAAACUCUAGAAAGAUUGCAGAAAUUAUUUGAAAAAAGUGAUCCUAGAAAGGCUGGAGAAAUACAAAAGUUGCUUUCUGACAGUGAACAGAGAAGAGUACAUGCCCAAAUAGAAGCUUAUGAAUCCAUGCAUGCAAAGCUAGAGGCUGAACAUUUUGCAAACAUUCCACUACCAACAAAUAUCCCUCUUCCACAUUCAGGGAUGUUGAUGCCAAGUGAUAUUCCUCUACCUGGACCACUACCAGGCCAACAGACAUUACCACCUGGACUUAUUCCACCAGGGCCACCCCCUGGGGAGCCGCCAGUCCCAUCAUCUACACCCUCAACUGCAGACAAAUCCAAGCCACUGCACCCUCCUGGAGUUAGUGAAUCAGAAGCCCCAGGUGUACAGGAAGAAGGUGAUGAAAAGGGCUAUGAUAGCGAUAGUGGAACAAGUGAGUCUGGUCUUGAUGAAGAUGAUUAUCAAAAAGAGAUGCGUUUAGGAGAUUACAGUACAAUGGACACUCAAGAUUUCACCAAGGAUGAUGGAAAAGAGAAACGAUCAGUCAGAUUUGAAGAUGAAGAGAAUGCCGAUAAUACUGCUGACCCAGAUGAUCCAACGUCUGCUGUACAAAGAGCUCUACUGAAGAUUGCAGGCCAAGCAAGCAAGGAAAAGACAUCAGAACAACGUCCAACACCACCUGGACCACCAGGAAUGCCACCCCGAGGCAUGCCUCCUCCUGGUCCUCCAGUGCAGCCAAACUCUCAAAUUCGACCUCCGCCACCAAGUAUGAUGGAGAACCCACCUCGCAUGUUUCCCCCGGGACCUCCACCAGGCCGACCACCAGGACCACCCCCAGGUAUGCCAGGGGGAAUGCCGCCAGGAAUGCCUCCUGGGAUGCCUCCAGGUCCUCCUCCUGGAAUGCCCCCAAAUAUGGCAGCACAGGUCAUGGGGAGAGGACCCAGGCCCCUCAUGCAGCAGCCAAUGAUGCCUCCAGGUCCACCUCCGAGGAUGCGUCCUCCAGGCCCACCCCCAGGACACAUGAUGCAAGGGUCAGUGCUGUCUGCGCCUCCAUCUGUUAUUAGUAAGCCUCCUACUGCACAUCAUGGUGGGGACACCCCAGCAGGAAUUCUCAAGAAAAAGGCAGGCCCAGUCAUAUCAGCCAAGCCGCAAAUACGAAAUACUCAGGCAGAACUUACCAAACUCGUGCCCACUUCUCUCAGAAUCAAACGCGAAGCGCCUAAAGCUAAAGCCAAAGGAAAAGCUGGCGAGACAUUUGAAACUGUACCGUCACAUCAUCCACGACAACAAGAACAAAAGAUUGAAGGGCAGGCAACUAAAGACGAUGCGUACGCCAUGUUUAUGAAGGAAAUGGAAGGCCUUUUGUAAAAUACAACAAGUAUAGGAAAUGUUGCUUUUCGUGUUAAAGUUAUAUACAGUGUACGGAAGCCGAAGUCGCUCAUGGACACGGAAUAUAUAUACGUACUUUGGUUAUUUGACUUCAAACAAGGCUUCUUGAAUAUGCAGGAGUUCUUGGUCAGCCAAACCAAAAGAGCAUGAUGCUUAGAUUCACAGCCCGACAAUUACAAGGAUUAUUUUAGAAGGACAAUGGAUCUUGAACUAGCAAAAAUUGAAGUAGCUAUAAUUGUUGUUUGUUGUUCUAUGGUGAUAAGACUAGUUUAGAGUCGAUUUUAAACGGUUUCCCUUUUUUUAAAAACAUCACUAAAAAGUUAAUAUACAAGAUCGUUAAUGGCUCCAAUAAUUUAUUAUAAGUCAAUAAUUUGUACACAACGUUUCUAUAUAUGCAAUAAACCAAUGCUAUUUCUACA
Exaiptasia diaphana is the source of this 2152-nucleotide messenger RNA. RefSeq names its product WW domain-binding protein 11. Bases 87 to 1712 code for a protein of 541 amino acids. The transcript is spliced from 13 exons. NCBI's taxonomy places the organism in Eukaryota, Metazoa, Cnidaria, Anthozoa, Actiniaria, Aiptasiidae. The record is from RefSeq and is a predicted model, not a curated record. Gene Ontology annotation, biological process: mRNA cis splicing, via spliceosome. Gene Ontology annotation, cellular component: spliceosomal complex.